AUGCCGCGUUCGAAAGCUCGUGAGACAACGAUAUACUCCGGGACUUCGAUUGUCCUCUCCGUCGCAUCUGGUCGUAUUUCUUUCAUGAACGGACUUGUGGGUCCUUGUCUUGCUCUUGACACAGCCUGUUGUUCCACCCUUGUCACCAAACAUCUCGCGAGAUCAGGCCUGGAAUGA
Aureococcus anophagefferens is the source of this 177-nucleotide messenger RNA. RefSeq lists its product as hypothetical. The record is from RefSeq and is a predicted model, not a curated record. The transcript has a single exon. NCBI's taxonomy places the organism in Eukaryota, Pelagophyceae, Pelagomonadales, Pelagomonadaceae. Bases 1 to 177 code for a protein of 58 amino acids. Gene Ontology annotation, molecular function: acyltransferase activity.